This is a messenger RNA of Striga asiatica, 1559 nucleotides long. Lineage: Eukaryota; Viridiplantae; Streptophyta; Magnoliopsida; Lamiales; Orobanchaceae. The record is from the annotation of a GenBank genome assembly.
UUUGUAAAAGAAUCUCUAUUUAGAUUUCAAUAAAUUAUAUUGGAUUUAAUUCUUUCUAAUUCUUUUUUUUUUCUUAUAUAAUUUCGUUCAGUAACAUUUUUUUGCCAAUUCAUACAAAAUCUCCCCUCUCUCUCUCAAUAUACAUACAAGAAAAAAGAAGGUAAUUAGAAAAAGAGAAAUCAAAGGAAAAAAUGAAGGCCAAUGGAAUAAGAAUAACGAAAGGCGCACUAAGCAUACCGAUGAUAAUGUUGCUGCUAACGUGCGCACCGGUGCGCAUUAAAUCGGAGGAGCGUCGCUUGGUGAGAAUGACUCUCGUCCGCAACGCCUCGUCUAUCGGCGCAUAUUGCUUGGAUGGGAGUUUGCCGGCAUAUCAUCUGGACAGAGGAUUUGGAGCUGGGGCUAACAACUGGCUUUUGCAAUUUGAGGGUGGUGGGUGGUGUAAUGAUAUAAAGUCUUGCAGUGAAAGAGCUCCAACUCGGCGUGGCUCCACCCAUUUUAUGACUCCAAUUGAGGUCUUUUCUGGGAUUCUAAGCAAUAAUGCCUCAUUAAACCCUGAUUUUUACAAUUGGAAUCGUGUGAAGCUGAGAUACUGCGAUGGUGCCUCAUUUGCUGGUGAUGCUGUGUACAGAAAUGGUUGCUCGGCAGGCGGUUUGUCUACAUUUCUUCACUGUGAUGAUUUCACCACUUAUUUGCCCGAAAAUGCCACCGUCAAAUGUUUGAGCGACGCUGGAUUCUUUCUUGAUUCACGAGACAUUGCUAUGAACCACAGCAUGAGGUACUUCUACAAAGGUGUUGUUACUCUGCAGUGCUUCUUCCCUCAAUACGCGUUGCCAUAUAUCAAGACGCCAUUUUUCAUCCUUAACUCUGCAUAUGAUGUGUACCAAAUAAAUCAUAUAUUGGUGCCACCUGCAGCCGAUCCUCAUGGCCAUUGGUACCAUUGCAAGCUCAAUCCUGCCAACUGUAAUACAGUCCAGUUAAAUACUUUACAAGGAUUCAGGGAAUACAUGAUAGAGACAUUGAGGCCUUUCCUAGAAAACUCGACAAGAGGAGGAAUGUACAUAAAUUCUUGUUUCACUCACUGCCAAACCGAAACACAAGACACUUGGUUUGCACCUAACUCCCCAAGAAUAAACAACAAGACAAUAGCAGAAGCAGUUGGGGAUUGGUAUUUUGGAAGAAAAAUAAGCAAGGAGAUUGAUUGUGCGUACCCUUGCGAUAAUUCUUGCCAUAAUCAGAUAGGCUGAUGCGGUUUUUACUACCUGGUCCCAUAAUAUAGAUUUUCAAAGUGAGCAGCAGCAGCACAAUAGAAAGAUACACACACAAUACAUAUUCUUUUAUAAUAUAUUUCUGCAUCACCUUGGAGCAGGAUUUUUUGGCAUACAAGUUAUACACACACAUACAUAUUCUUUUACAAUUUGACUGAACCCCGAAAAUGUGUUUCAAGUUUAGGCCUUUUGUAGGGACUAGUAUAGUCCACGUGCGAUGCACGUGAAAAAAUUGGGUUGCUUUGUGAUUUUUUUCAUUUGGAUAAUGAAGUUUUUGUUAUUGUUCUGAGAUGC